AUGGAUGGAACGAGGGGUGGACCGACUUUGUCCGCUGCAUCCUCGGGAACGGCGACGCGAUCGGCUUCACCGUUGCCCGCCGAGAACGACAGACCGCCCCAGGCGUCCAACCGCUCGAAGCAGCGCGGCCGACUUGGCGACGACGGCGUGGUGAACGAGGUCGAGAAGCAGCCGUCCGAGGGGAGAGGACGCACUCCGGGAGCACGCGAUCAUGGCCAACAGCAGCGCAAACGACUGGGCUUCUCGCCUGAUCGUCGACCUUGGCCCGAGCGAUCAACGGUGUACCAGUUCCGGCCGUUCCGGGGCAUGAGCACGGACGUGCGAAAGCGAUUGCCCUUCUACCUUUCGGACUGGACCGAGGCUUUCCGACCGCGCAACUGGGAGAGGACGAUUGGAGCGACCAUCAGAAUAUACUUUCUCAAGUGAGUACACAUGCUCCUACCUGCUCGUUCGACUCUAUCCCGUUCGGUGAACUCCAUCCGCGUGUUUCCACCCCACGGAUCCCCGCGCUGGCGAGCCCGGCGCGUCGGUGACGUAGGCAGGAUUUUCGGCUUGGGACUCCCGCACUCUGACCUGAUGAAUGUCGACCCCCACCGCGGUGCUCGCUUGUACACAAACCAGCCUCUUUCCUGCUCUAGCCUACACGAUUGACAUGAACCUCCGCACCGGUGGCAAUUAUGGCGUCAACGAGACCUUGCUCGCUUCCGUCCUCGCCGCUUUGGCCUUUUCGGUCCUUUCGGUCCAACCCCUGACGAUUGUGAGUACAAGGGGCUGCGCGAGACCAGACGAGGGAACGCAACUGAUUGAAAUCGCUGUACAGGUCGGAGUGACCGGUCUGAUCAACUUGUUCAACUACACGACCUAUGCUAUCCUAGGUGAGCUUUAGGCAGAGAUUUCCGCGUCCGAAUGCGAGUCGAGUUGGGGCCGGCGCUGACAUUGCGGUGACGGUCGUCCAGAACGACAACCGGAUGCACCCAACUUUCUCCAAUUCCAAGCAUGGGCUCUGAUGUGUUUAAUUUCCGAUGAUUGGUCUCUCGCAGUCUCUUCGAGGAGACUGACCCCCAUAUCACUCUCACAGCUGGUCGGCGAUCACCCACUGGAUCAUUGCCGUCUUUAACAUCUCGGACUACACUCGCUUCAUCACUGACAUGACCAGUGAAACGUUUGGCCUAUGUGAGUAGGCUUCUCUAUCAUGGUGAUGCGAGCGAUCUUGCCUGACUUGAUCUUCUUUGCCUCUCCCGCCCCGCAGACGUGGGCGUCAUCUACAUCCAAAAGGGUGUCGAGUUGCUAGUGUACGAGUUUGACGCAUCUGGUCAGUAACGUGUCACGAGAUGAGACGAGCACGAGUAUUGACGCCAUCAUGAUUUCUACGCUCAGAUCAAGCCGGGUGGUUCUCCGUCGUCGUCGCAAUCCUGUUCGCACUCUCAGUCUAUUUCCUGGAGAGGACGGCUACGCUUAACUUUGGACCCUUCUGGCUGCGGAAAUGUAUUACCGACUAUGCGUUUGCCGCCGGCAUCAUCUUCUACACGGGAUUCGUGCACAUCCCGGGCCAUAUCAAGGAAACCGGGAUUGACUUUUUGCAAGUCACCCGAGCGUUCCAUCCCUCUACUGAGUGAGUCAGCCCAUCAUGUGUGCAACCAUGUUUUAAAUGAUUCAAUCUGACGUUUGCGUCGCCGGCAGUCGAUCUUGGGUUAUCCGGUUCUGGGACCUGCCCGUCAAGUGGAUUUUCGUAGCGCUUCCCUUCGGCUGCCUCGUCACGCUGCUGUUCUACUUUGACGUGAGCGCUCCAAGAUCUGUCGUAGAAGGAACAUCGAAUUUGAUCGAACGACCGGUCUCUCUCACAGAACAAUGUCUCAUCCGUGAUGGCGCAAUCCCGUGGAUUCCCCGUCAAACGUCCUGCAGGCUUCCACUGGGACUUUUUCCUUCUCGGCUGCGUCACCUUUGUCGCCGGAAUUCUCGGUCUUCCGGCGCCGAACGGUCUCGUGCCUCAAGCACCUGUACAUACGGAAGCGCUGUGUGUCGUCAAGAUGGUACCGGAGGACACGAAGUUGACUGAAGGUGGAUUUUAUGAUGAAGAGGAAGAGGAAGAAGAAGAAGGAGCGAUCGAGAAGAGGUGGGAAGAGGAGGCUCCGCCCAAGAUGAAGGUUGUGAGGACCAGGCUGGUCGAGCAGAGGAUCUCGCAUUUUGCCAUGGGGCUGCUUACGCUUGGUACGAUGACGGGGCCUUUGCUCGUGACCCUGAGCUUGAUGAGUCGAGCCAUGUUCGCCGGCAUCUUCAUCGUCGUCGGAUGGGGCUCGGUCCAGGGAAACGGCAUCGUACACAAGACCCUCUUCCUCCUUCGCGACCAUCAUCUUACCCCUCGGGACCAUGCCUUGCUCCAAGUCCGACCCAAGAAAAUCUGGCUGUUUGUCGGGAUCCAAUGGCUCUUCUUUGCCGCCAUCGUUGCUAUUUCGGAAACGAUCUCCGGCAUUGGGUUUCCGGUUAUUAUCACGCUGCUCAUUCCCUUCAGGUAUUAUUGGGUACCUCGGUGGUUCAGUCUACAAGAACUAUCGGUGCUCGGUAAGUCGGCCAACUUACAGUCCCUGCUUGACGAAAACCUGAGACCGUCUGUUAUUCCCCUUGCUGCGCACUACAGAUGCCCCUACCGCUAACUCGGCCGCGACGCUCGUCUCCCUCGGCGGUCCCUUACAACCCGAACAUGGCCACUCCGAUUUCUUUCACAAACACCGAGAUGAUGUAGAAGCAUCCCUAUCUGAACCGAUGCACCAAGACGACGGCACGUUGAGGAAACGGACCACACCGUCUGCAUCUUCGAAAGAUGAGGUUAUGAUUCGCUUGUAG
Microbotryum saponariae is the source of this 2841-nucleotide messenger RNA. The record is from the annotation of a GenBank genome assembly. Lineage: Eukaryota; Fungi; Basidiomycota; Microbotryomycetes; Microbotryales; Microbotryaceae.